AUGGCCUCGGAAGCUGCGGAAAACUUUCCAGCUGAGCCUCCAUCGACUCCUCUGGCGGCUCUUUGGAUUGCGUUGAUUGUUUCCAUAUUCGUCGUCGCUGGUAUUGACUUCUGCUGCAUCAAUGGGUCUGGCCGUUGUGCUUGCAUGCCUACAUAUGGAAAGCAGAUCUUACUCUGGGUGUUGGCUGGGCUUGGUUUUGCAGCCUUCGUUAUGCAGGCACUGGGAGCGGCGGCUGGAGGCAGUUGGAUGUAUGGUUACUUCCUGGAGUACAUGCUGUCGAUCGACAACUUGUUUGUCUUUCAGUUGGUCUUCAAGGGCUACUCGACUCCCGAGUGCCACGUGGAUAGGGCCCUUUUCUGGGGUAUCGCCGCAGCCGUGCUCCUUCGGCUGGGUUUCUUUGGCAUCGGCACAGAAAUUCUGCAGCUUGGGCUGGUGGCGAGGAUCUUUUUUGGCCUCCUCCUCAUGAUCUCUGGGUGGAAGGCGUUUUCCGAUUCGGAAGAGGAGGAUGAUCCAAGCAAGAAUCCUGCUGUGAGAUGUAUCGCCCGGCUUCUCCCUUUGCACGACCAGUACUCCGAGCGUGCAGUCUUCUUCGUUUGGGUGCCCAAGCACUCCACGAAGCAUGCCGCGGAGCCCACUGUGCUUGGCACCCCCGGAGCUGAUGGGGAUGGAAUCCGCCUGAAGGACAUGGUAGAUGGCGAAGAUGUCGAGGCUGAGAGGGUGGCGGAGAUGCACUCCACGGAGCCGAGGGUGUGCAAGGUGACACCACUUUUCCUGGUGGUGCUCACCCUGGCCAUCAUCGAUGUCAUCUUUGCCGUUGAUAGUGUGACCGCAAAGAUAUCUUCGGUGGUGGGCUUUCAUCCCGAUGUGAGCUUCUUCUUGAAUCUCUCCUCAAGUGCCUUUGCGAUGUUCGUGCUUCGAAGCCUCUACCUGGUAGUCGACCUGCUGACGCACAUGUUCCGCUUCCUUCCGUACGGAGUUGGUGCUGUGCUGCUCUUUAUCGGCUUGAAGCUCAUCGUCUCGCAUUGGUUCGAGGUGGGCAUGCUGCUGUCGUCUGUGCUGAUUCUCAGUCUUCUGCUCCCUUGGCAGCAAGAGCCGGAGCCCGAAGCUGCUCCGGACUUCAAUGCGCAUGAGGGAGAGUUGCACUUACCAGUGGAUGGAGUGCGCUCAAUUCUGCCUGCCCCGCAAUUCCUCGUGCUGCUAGCCGCCUUACGGCGAUCCUUCUUUCAGAAGGAGGAAGAUCGGACGCGGCUCUUGGCUAGCAUGAUGCAGGGGACGACAGCCAUCCUUGCCUCCAAGAUGGGCUUGCAGGAACAUGCCUGCUACCACGAGUUGUGUCGCCUUCUGGGCAAGAUCAAUGCAACGCAUCAGCUUAAUGAGCUGUGUGCAAACGAACAGUUCCAGGCGUGGAUCGAGCAAGUGUAUGGCUUCACCAUGGACAGCCUCCGGCGGUGGGAAGUGAUGCCGAACUCGAAGCACUACCUUCUGGGCUUUUGGGCAGCCAUGGUUAGUCCCGUGAUCCUGCUGCAGGACAAGGCUCCGAAAGCCCUCGAGAGCUUCAUCCAGCAGGUGACCGUCGCUUACGUAGAAUCACGCCUCUUCAUGGCAGAGGCGUCUGCAGACCCCGCGGCCUGCAACGACUGGGACGACCCGCUCGAGGAUGAGGUGCUUAGAGCGGAGCAGCUGGAAGUGCUCUCCAACUUAGGGCGAUGCCGCUACCAGGACACAGCCCAGCACAUCAUGAAGCAUUUUGAGGAGACCUCCAGGUUGGGACAGCAAGGUGUUGUGCCACAGCGGGUCUUCGAGAAGAAGAUGACGUGGCUGGUUUACAUGAUGGGGGCGUUAGUUGGUGGGCAUGCCUCUGCCAAGGCCAACCGGACAGACACGGACUGUGCCCCCACGCACGUGGUGAAUGGUGAGCUGGCCGGGCGCAUCUUCCGUCUGGUGAACUUGACGGACCAGCAGAAGGAGACAUCCGAGGGCCUAGAGCUCGCGUACUUGUACUUCUUGGAGCAGUUCAGGAAGGUGUAUAUUGGCGAGCAUGCCAAGCAGGUGGUUCAGCAGCAGGUCAACGAACGCCUGGCAACAGUUCUCGGUCUAGAGGACGAGAAUGCAGUCCUGGGCCUUCUCAUCAACAAGAUUGGCAACAACCUCCAGCAACGGUUUCAGCUCGAGAUUGUGGUGAAGAAGACGCUCGCGCUGUUCCACGAGCUUGCGGCUGGCAUCAAUAUUGUGCACACAUCGGACCGAUCUCCGCACCUGAUCGUCUCCGGCCGCCUGCUUCUUAAGAACGACAUGGUCAAGUACAUCCUCAGCAACCAUGCCUCUCCGCAGUUCGGGUUUCUGGCCCACAGCCUGCAGUAUGGCAAGUACCGAACAAUGUACUAUCAUACCUUGGGCAAGCUGCUGUUCAUGGACAUCAGGGACAACAAGGAGGCCUUCGAGAAGUUCAUGGAGCCUCAAGGUCACAUUCUGACGUCGCUUUGGCAGCAGAGCUGCCAGAAUACACACCUUCUUCGGCAGGAUUCGAUCAAGCCGGCCCUGGUUGGCCUCUGCCGAGACUUGCGGGGAAUUGGGCUUGCGUGCAGCAGUUGCGAGCCUUACUCGAUGCUGUUCGACUGGCUCGUGGACAACCCGAAGAAUCCGUCGGCGAACAGGGUCAACCUGUUCUCCAGAGCUCUCGAUGUUUGGUGGGACGAUCCAGAGGUCACGACGCCGCUGCUAAAGUUUAUGGCCGAGUUCGUGCAUAACAAGUCGCAGCGGAUUACCUUCGAUCAGUCCUCGCCCAACGGUAUACUUCUCUUCAGGGAGGCUUCCGCGAUUCUGGUGACCUAUGGAACCAGGAUACUCCAGCGUACACAGUUCCGCGAUGUGUACAUAGAGAAGUACAAGGGCAUUGGCGUAUGUCUGGACAUGUUCUCCCACGCUCUUCACGGGAACUACACAAAUUUUGGAGUCUUUGAGCUGUACAGUGACAACUCGCUCUCAAACUCCAUGGCGCUAGCCUUGCGCCUCUGCUUAGCCAUACCGCUGCAGGAGCUGAAUGCAUACCUCAAGGCCCUGAAGCCGUACUACUACUUCGUGGAGUUGGCUACUCGUGGCCACAUGUCGAAGGUUAUGGAGUUGGAUUCGGCCAUGCUCACGUCGCUGAUGCAGAGUGUAGAAGAAGGCCUCCUCUCUUUCGAGACCGGUGUGCAAAUGCAAAGCUGUGCAGUUGUCGACAAUGUGAUCUCGUACUUCCACUCACAGCUCACUGGGAAGAGCACCCCCGAACAGGAGCGCGUUCGACGCUACCUGCAGGAGGCACCUCAUUGCCUGCAGAAGAUCCUUCACCUCAUGUUCCAACUGGUCAUGACAGGUGAGUUCAGCUCUAUGUGGUCGAUAAGCCGCCCUUUGCUGGGUCUCAUUCUCCUUCACGAGCAGAAUUUCUUGCAGCUCAAGGAGCAGCUCAUCAACCAGCAGAUUGAGGAGCGGCGCCCGAAGCUGCGAAGCUACUUCGAUGACCUCAUGGCCGGAGUCGAAAACAGCAUGAACACGAAGAACAAG
Messenger RNA from Symbiodinium sp. CCMP2456, 3543 nucleotides. NCBI's taxonomy places the organism in Eukaryota, Dinophyceae, Suessiales, Symbiodiniaceae. The record is from the annotation of a GenBank genome assembly.